This is a messenger RNA of Fusarium oxysporum Fo47, 991 nucleotides long. RefSeq lists its product as uncharacterized. Bases 16 to 924 code for a protein of 302 amino acids. The transcript has 2 exons. The record is from RefSeq and is a predicted model, not a curated record. Lineage: Eukaryota; Fungi; Ascomycota; Sordariomycetes; Hypocreales; Nectriaceae.
CUUCAACCAUCAACCAUGAAGGCUUAUUUGCUCGCGAUCUCUCUUCUUGUCAGCAAUUGUUUCGCUGUUACUCCCGAAGCAGUCUAUGGAGGCGGCUUCGACCACAAUAAGAAUGACACAAUUAAGCUGAAUAUUGCCAACGGAGGUGCUGGCCAAAGCGGCUUGAUUAAAGAGCUUGCAAAUGCAUACAUCAAAAAGCGCGUUGCAGACGGCGAGAAGCCAUUCCAGGUGGCAUGGAUCAAAAGUGAUACCUUUUACAGCAUCCAAUAUCUCAAGACGGGCGACGCGGACAUUGGAAUCACUUACAACCCAGCUGCGGAAGAGAUUGCGAUCAAACAAGGCAUCGCCAAGAGUCCAAGCUACUACGCUUUCCGAGAUCACUUCCUUCUCGUCGGGCCCAAAGAAAAUCCCGCGAAUAUCUCCAAAAGUGAUGACAUAAUGACCACGUUUGCGAAUCUCCACGAAGCAGCUGAAGGCCCUGCUACCGAGCCUCCUGUUCGGUUCUUGAGCCGUUACGACAAGUCUGCUACCAACAUCAAGGAGACUCUGCUAUGGGCCGGCAUUGGACAGGUUCCUUGGGCAACUGCCUACUCAACAUGGUAUCACCAGUACAUCGCUUUCCCGAUCCAAGCUCUCACAGCGGCGAUUAUCCUCCAAGAGUACACCAUCACCGACCGUGGUACUAUACUGUCCCUUGAUGCAGAGCUCAGGAAUCAGACUGUUGUUUACAAAGCGGGCAGUGAUAAGGCGGAUGACCCCUUGCUGAACCCCGCUCAUGCAUUGGUUGGUGAAAAGGCACCGAAUGGUAAAGAAGCAGCCGAGUUUAUCAAGUGGCUGGUCAGCGACAAAGGCCAGGACGUUAUUGCAGGCUUCAAGAAGGAUGGGCAGGUACUGUAUUCCAAAGCUCCAAAGGGACAAGACUGAGAAGGAAUGAGUGUCCUUGGAAAUCUCUUGUACCGUGCGCCAGAUUCAUAGCAAAGCUACUUCUUAG